AUGUCGAUGAUUCAUUGCCACGAUGACAAACAGUUUGUCAUUCUUGAUCAACGUGUGUUUUUGAGUCAUAUUUAUGGACAUACAAAAGAUUGGAGAAAUAGUACAACAGAAGACAGUAGAAAAAAUUUAACUUGGAGACAAGAUUUAUUUUAUGUUGAACGACCAUUUCGAAUGACAAAUACGGAACAAACGAAAAAAAAGAAGAAGAAAAAUAUGAAACGAACUUAUGAUGAAGCAUUUAAUGAAAAUUCAAAUGAUUUAAUAUUAAAACUUCAUGAAGCAGUGAAUUUUUGUAAAAGUAAAUUAUUAUUAAAUAAUAAUGAAUUAUUAAUUCAAACUGAACAUACAUUUAAUAGUAUACCUUUUGCUGAAGUUGCUACUCAACAAUGUAAUAAUAUUCCAUCAAUUAGACAAAUUGUUUUAACAGAUUAUUUUCUUCGUGCAUCAAAAUUAGGCAUACAAACAAAUAUUCUUUAUACUCAUAAUAAAAAUCAUCCGAGUAUAAUUGAUACUGCUUUUGCAGGACAAAUCGUAUUACCAGAAAAUUGUCGAUUUUUAUGGUCGGAUAUAAAAAAUUCGACAUUACUUGUAAGUGAAGGAACAAAAUAUUCAUUUAUUGUAUUAGAUCCACCAUGGAUAAAUAAAAGUGUACGACGAAAACGUCCAUAUAAUUGGUCAGAUUUUAAUGAUAUUAAAAAUUUACCUAUUGAACAUUUAAUUGAUCGUACACGAUCAUCAUUAAUUUGUUGUUGGUCAACAAAUUGUGAUAGAAUUGAAGAUUUUAUUAAAAAUGAUUUAUUUAAUAAAUGGAAUUGUCAAUAUUUAACAACAUGGUAUUGGUUAAAAGUAACUAGAUCCGGUGAACCAAUACUUGAUUUAACAUCCAUAGAUAAAAAAUCUUAUGAAACAUUAAUACUUGGUUAUACAGGAGAUGAUGAUAAAUUUAAUUCAUUCAAACAAACAACUAAAAUUCUUUGCAGUGUUCCUGCAUUGAUUCAUUCAACAAAACCCGCAUUACAUUUAUUAUUUCAAAGUUUAAUUAAUUUUCCAAAUAAUGAAAUAGAUCAUUGUUUAGAAUUGUAUGCGAGAAAUUUAUUACCAAAUUUUACAUCAAUAGGAAAUGAGGCAAAAAAAAAUGAUUUGAAAAAUUUUCUUUUUAUAAAAUAA
Molecule: messenger RNA, 1167 nt
Organism: Rotaria sp. Silwood1
Lineage: Eukaryota; Metazoa; Rotifera; Eurotatoria; Philodinida; Philodinidae
Source: the annotation of a GenBank genome assembly